Soboliphyme baturini is the source of this 1011-nucleotide messenger RNA. The record is from the annotation of a GenBank genome assembly. Lineage: Eukaryota; Metazoa; Nematoda; Enoplea; Dioctophymatida; Soboliphymatidae.
AUGUUCCGUUCACCUAAUGACGAGUGGUUUUCAGAAAAUAGAGCCAUCAAGGCAUGGCUUGUUUUGCUUACCGUUUGUACGGUCGCACUCCUCGCUUACCUGCGAAAAGGUUUCAGUGCAAACUUACGGCCAAUGCAUACUUCACCUCCGGGCCUUUCCAGAAUCAGAGCUAACUCUUUUCCUGGCAAGGAAUCUACGUAUGGAACCCUGGUCGUUGGUUGCAGUGGUAAUUUGGGCAAUAUGAUGUUCGAAUAUGCGUCUCUGUAUGGACUGGCAAAGACCAACAAUCUAAAGCCUUAUUUUGCCUGUGACAAUGGACUUCUAUACGAAUCGUUCAAAGUGACCAUCACGAGAAUCGAACGCCCUCCUGAAGGACUAACGUUUGUUUCCGGAUACCUUCAGUCUUGGAAAUAUUUCGUCAAUUAUUUCGAAGAGAUACGAAAAGAGUUCACUUUUGAGGAUCGAGUUCGCGAAACUUGCGAACAACAGUUCGACAAGAUCUUGAAGAAACUGGACGUUGCGUCGAGUUACGUGUCGGUCGGUAUUCACGCGCGAAGAGGAGAUUUUGUACGGUUUGGCCAUGCCGCCGCGAACGCCACAUUUCUACACGACGCUGUGGCGUUGGCACGUCGAGAACUGUCACCCCUCGAUCGAAGGAUCGUUUUCAUAGUGGCUGGGAACGAUUUUCAGUGGAACACAAACCACGUCAACGCAUCCGCGGAUGUCUAUGUUCUAAAACCUAUAUCGGCGGCCGUCGACAUGUGCAUUUUGUCCUUGUGUGAUCAUAUUAUCUACUCAAGUGGCAGCUACGGCUGGUGGUCAGCAUUUCUAUCCAACGGUCGAGCAUGGUAUCAAAAAGACAUAUGUUUGCCAGGAACUCCGUUGUGCUUAAAUCACAAGUUUUUCGUUGUCUUGAAGGAUAAAAUCACGGUAAUUGGAUCUUUGGGUUUCAGCACCAUUAUGCCUGCUAUUUUCGCUGAUUCGCCGGCAAACAAAGUGAGCGUUCAAUGA